Messenger RNA from Schistocerca americana (American grasshopper), 3057 nucleotides. RefSeq lists its product as uncharacterized. Gene Ontology annotation, molecular function: protein binding. The transcript is spliced from 11 exons. Gene Ontology annotation, cellular component: plasma membrane. The record is from RefSeq and is a predicted model, not a curated record. Bases 1 to 3057 code for a protein of 1018 amino acids. NCBI's taxonomy places the organism in Eukaryota, Metazoa, Arthropoda, Insecta, Orthoptera, Acrididae.
AUGAAGCGUCGUCUCACGCGGUCUCUACCUCUUAGUCUAAGAGCAGUUAUCCUGUCACCAAUCGCCCCACCGCGCUGCCGGCUGUCCGAGUUCCCGUGCGGCGGCGGCGGCGGUGGCGGCCCUUGCGUCGCGCUCGACAGGUUCUGCGACGGCGCAGACGACUGCGGCGACAAGUCGGACGAGCCGCGCUACUGCUCUCCGUGCAACAGGACGUACUACGGCGACGUGGGCCGCACGUACGAGUUGGAGGUACGACGACCGCGGGAAGACCGCCUGCCCUUUCUCUGUCACCUCAACUUCACGGCCGCCGGCGGUGACUAUGGGGACAUUGUGCAGCUGACGUUCGACACGUUCACGGUGGGCAAGUUCGUGUCGUUCACGAGCGACGGCUGCCCGGACGGCCACAUGAGCAUCCGGGAGGCGGGCCGGCCCUCCACGGGCGGGCAGUGGUGCGGCAGCGCCUGGGGCUACACCGUCUACUACAGCGAGACGCCCUCCAUCAACCUCACCCUGCUGCUCUACAAGCUGUCCGAGCAGGGAAUCGGCUACAACUUCAACUUUAAGUUGUCGUACAAGGUGCUGCGCGAGGAGGAAGCGCGGGUGCGUUACGGCAACCUCGGCGUGCCGGCGUGGCGCGGCGACCUGGUGCCCGGCUCGUACUGCGACCGCGUGCUGGAGCGCUGCGACGCGCGCGCCUGCCGCGUGCAGUCGCCCAACUACCCGGGCGUGUACCCGCGCAACGCCACCUGCUACUUCCGCGUGGAGCAGCGGCCCGUGCCCAGCGGCCGGCACGCGCUCAUCGCCGUCAGCCAGCGCCACUCGCACAAGGUGCACAUCAAGGACCAGGUCGCCGAGUACGACCGCACGCAGCGCGUGCUCAGGGUCUGGGAGCAGUGUAACGUGGUGCAGGACUACCUGACGAUUUACGACGGCUCGUCGACGACGGAUCCGGUGCUGGUGAGGCUGUGCGGCGGCGACGCGGUGCCCGACAUCGUCAGCAGCGGGCCCAACAUGCUGCUCGAGUUCCACACCUCGCCCUACGACAACCCCUUCCACCCCGUGCCGCUCAGCUACCUGCCGGGCUUCGAACUGCAAGUUGAGGUGGUGUUUGUGGACGCCCGGUCGCAUAGCUACGUGCGCGACCGAAGGCACUGCGAGUUCCUGCUGACGAGCUUCGACGCGCCGUGGGGCGAGGUGGAGAGCCCGCAGCACUCGCUGCCGCCCAACACGACGUGCCGCUACCACUUCCAGGGCCGGCGCCACGAGACGGUGUGGCUGUCGUUCCUCAAGUUCCACCGCGCCGACUGGGACACGGGGGCGGCGGUGGCGGGCUGCGUGCGCCUGUGGGACGGCCGGCUCGACCCGGUGACCAACAGCAGCGGCGGGGGCGGCGCGGGGGCGGUGCAGCUGCUGGGCGAGUUCUGCAAGGAGGAGGCGCCGCGCCUCUGCGACCACAGCCUGCUCAGCAACAGCACGCGCCACACGCGGCCCUGCGCGCUGCCUGAGAGCUACGUGUCGUCGGGCCCGGAGCUGACGCUCGACACGUUCCAGGCUAGCGCGCUCUUCCCGCUGUCGUUCCUGCUGCGCUACGAGUUCGUCGACACGUCGCUGGAGGGCGCGCCCGCCGCCGGCGCCGAGGCCGGCCCCUGCGACCGCGUCUUCCGCUCGUCGCCGCUGUCGCCGCGCGCCGGCCGCUUCCAGUCGCCGGGCAGCGUCUUCCUGUACGGCCGCGGCGGCGCGCACAACCUCAGCUGCGUGCUGCGCUUCGAGGCGGCGCCGGGCGAGCGCGUGCGCCUCACGCUGGCGCGCGCCAGGUUCGGUGGCCGGCCGUGCCAGACGCGCCGCGACGCCGACACCGACCGCUGGUCGUGCGCCGUCCCGCCCAAACUGCCGCUCAAGAAAUUUCCCAGGAGGAAGCGCGUCGGGGUGGCGGAGCUCUCCCUGUCGGAGUACCCCUGGACGGGCGUAAAGAUACAGAGAGACUGCUUUUGCUCUCCAGUGCUCGAACCGGUCGUGAUCGACACACUGACCGCAUCAACCGUAGAGGUCAACUUCACCGUAACGUUCAUGAACAUCACACAGGACUUCAAAGACUUCUUCUUCGACGGAGAGUACGAAUUCAUCUCCAGCUCCGACGCCAGCACACCUGCCUGUGGACAGUCCAAGGAAAACGUCGUACUUCGCGGCUCCAGUGGCGAAAUACUCUUGGGCGGCGCGGCUGUCAAACCUCCCACCACUUCCGAACUGCCUAAGCUGAAGGUGGAGGAGGGUGUCCAGAGCGACUCGAACGACGUCCUGCCAUCGCGGUGCAUACACCUCCCGUGGCUCAUACAACCGGAGGACGCGCUCAAUAACUACCUGUACGUAAAGAUCGCAGGCUGGGAGCUCACUGGUGACAGACGCGACUGUCCGACGCCGAACCGCAUACUCGUGCACUCUGGAGACGGUCACCGGCCCUCGGUAGUGGUGUGUCCCGCCAGUGCUGGCGCUGCAGCAGACAACGAGGUGUCCGGAGGGGGCGUUGUGGACGUGUUUUCGGACGGCUGGGACCACCGCAGUCCAGUGCAACCGGCAGAUAUCCUUCCUGCGCUGCGGUCGCCACACGCGCGCAGUCUGGUGGUCGAGUUCCUGGAGAGGCGGCCCGGCACCAGCUAUGCCGUCACGUGGAUGGAGGUGUCACGGCGACCUCUGCUCUCGGCAUCCAGCUACCUGCUCACUGCCUCCUCUGCAGCGCCUUCGGAAUGCUUAUAUCGGUGUCCGGAGCUGAACGCCUGCAUCAGCGCGGCGCUGUGGUGCGACGGCGCGCGCCACUGCCCGUCCGGCUUCGACGAGGACGACGCCAACUGCGCGUACCAGGCGGCGGUGCCGGUGCUGUACGCGGCCAUCGGCGGCGCGGCGCUGGCGGCGCUCGUGCUGCUCGUCACGGCGACGCUGCUGGUGCGCGUCUGGAGGCGGCGCCGCGCGCGCUCCCACAAAGAAUCUGCGGACAAGAUAUAUCACAAGGAUGCCGACAGCAGUACAUCCCAGGUCUCUCACAUGACUCAAGGCAUCUCCUAG